GAGAGAAGUGGCGAGUAGUACUGGGUCAGGUCACAAUUAAAACGAGGCUUCGAAAGUAAAUGAGAAGCGUAGACUGACUGGGAGAGCUCCUUUCCUCCUCUUCAUCUUCUUUGUUGUUAUUUUCAUCCCUAUCUGUGUUCAGCUCUUCUAUCAAGGCAAAGCUUCUGCAUUUCAAUCUCAGUUAUCGGUGGUGCUUUGGAGGUUUGACUGUUUCGCGAACGGAUAUUUUGGUGUAGGUGCUCCGAUUCAGCGUACACAAUCUUAGAUCCGGGUAAUUGCAUUUCUAGGGCGUGCUUGCAACUCCAAGGCUUUUUUCAUUAUCCUUUGCCAAAUUAAGGUGAUAUCCUAAGCAAUUGAACCAUCAAAUGAGUGUCAAGAGUUUGGGCUAAAGAGAAUUGGUUAUCCUGAUUUUAUCUUUUGGGGUUUCAUUCAUAAUUGGGAAAAUGGUCGAGGGGCCUAAAUUUACAGGACUUAUGGGAGGAACCAACAAUAAUGACAACAAUUACUAUGAUUUUACUCAAGGGUUCUAUCAAAAACUUGGUGAAGGCACAAACAUGUCUAUUGACAGUUUACAGACUAGUAAUGCUGGUGGAUCUGUGUCCAUGUCAGUUGAAAACAGUAGUGUGGGUUCUAAUGAUUCUCUGACCCACAUUUUAAGCCACCCUGGUUUAAAACCUGUGAAACGUAGCAAUUACUCUGUCUCUGUGGGGCAGAGUGUGUUUCGUCCUGGUAAGGUUGGCCAUGCACUUAAUGAUGAUGCAUUAGCACAAGCAUUGAUGGAUGGCAGGUAUCAGACUGAGGUAUUACAGAAUUAUGAUGAGUGGGCUAUUGAUUUAAGAAAGCUUAAUAUGGGUACAGCUUUUGCUCAAGGUGCUUUUGGGAAGUUAUACAGAGGUACAUAUAAUGGUGAGGAUGUUGCGAUUAAGAUAUUGGAAAGGCCAGAAAAUAGCCCUGAGAAGGCACAAGUUAUGGAACAGCAGUUUCAGCAGGAACUUAUGAUGCUUGCAACACUAAAGCAUCCUAAUAUUGUGCGAUUUAUUGGGGCUUGUCGUAAGCCAAUGGUUUGGUGUAUUGUCACGGAGUAUGCUAAGGGAGGCUCAGUUCGACAGUUUCUAACAAGGAGGCAGAACCGUGCUGUGCCAUUGAAGUUGGCCGUCAAGCAGGCAUUGGAUGUUGCUAGAGGGAUGGCCUAUGUGCAUGGACUUGGGUUUAUUCACCGGGAUUUGAAGUCAGAUAACCUUCUGAUUGCUGCUGAUAAAUCAAUAAAGAUUGCAGAUUUUGGUGUCGCACGUAUUGAGGUGCAGACUGAAGGCAUGACACCAGAGACAGGGACGUAUCGUUGGAUGGCGCCAGAGAUGAUACAACAUAGGCCCUACACACAAAAAGUAGACGUGUAUAGUUUUGGAAUUGUCCUUUGGGAGCUCAUAACUGGCAUGCUUCCUUUCCAGAACAUGACUGCAGUGCAGGCGGCAUUUGCUGUGGUGAACAAGGGUGUAAGACCGGUCAUUCCAAAUGAUUGUCUCCCUGUGCUGAGUGAGAUCAUGAUCCGUUGCUGGGACACUAACCCAGAAGUUCGUCCUCCCUUCACUGAGAUUGUAAAGAUGCUUGAGAAUGCGGAAACUGAGAUACUGACAACUGUUCGGAAGGCUCGGUUUAGGUGUUGCAUGACUCAACCAAUGACAAUCGACUGAUCCUGAAUAAAAUAGCGAAGAACAGAAAGGAAAGAGGAUAUAAAUGAAAAUGAAAAGAGCAAGCAGCAGUAAGAAUUUAAAUAUAAGUUGAUGUAUGUAUCAGUAUUUCUCUUUUGGAUUUGCUUUUCCCCUUUUUUAUUUUCUGAGAUAGGAGAAGGUAACAGUUAAGACUGCUGGUGUUUGGAUUUGGUGUGAACUGUACUUGGACUAGUGGUGGUCGUAGCUUUAGUGGUAGGAAGGGGAAUCAUUAGAUGUGGUUUCUCUGUGUAGUUAUAUAUGUGUGCAGUGCCUGCCAUAUCCGUUACUCUUUGAUUGUUUAAAUGCAGGUUCUCAGUUGGAUCCA
Gossypium raimondii (Peruvian cotton) is the source of this 2034-nucleotide messenger RNA. Its product is annotated as serine/threonine-protein kinase STY13. Gene Ontology annotation, biological process: protein phosphorylation. The record is from RefSeq and is a predicted model, not a curated record. The transcript has 4 exons. Bases 444 to 1691 code for a protein of 415 amino acids. NCBI's taxonomy places the organism in Eukaryota, Viridiplantae, Streptophyta, Magnoliopsida, Malvales, Malvaceae. Gene Ontology annotation, molecular function: protein kinase activity; ATP binding.